Messenger RNA from Thlaspi arvense, 1137 nucleotides. Lineage: Eukaryota; Viridiplantae; Streptophyta; Magnoliopsida; Brassicales; Brassicaceae. The record is from the annotation of a GenBank genome assembly.
AUGGAAGUGAAAGCGAGAGCUCCAGGAAAGAUCAUUCUCGCAGGCGAACACGCGGUGGUCCAUGGAUCCACGGCAGUAGCUGCCGCCAUUGAUCUCUACACUUACGUCACUCUCCGCCUUCCUCUUCAAUCAGCUGAGAACAAUGAUAGGCUUACACUCCAGCUCAAGGACCUUUCCUUGGAGUUUUCCUGGUCAUUAGCCAGACUCAAAGAAGCAAUUCCUUGUGACUCAAGCACUUUUUCCUCUUCCAAGCCGACUUCAUGUUCAGGCGAGACCCUUAAAUCAAUUGCGGUUUUGGUUGAAGAGCAAAAUAUUCCAGAGGCAAAGAUCUGGCUCUCCUCUGGGAUCUCCACCUUUCUCUGGCUAUACACCAACAUCCUAGGAUUCAAUCCGGCUACGGUCAUCAUUACAACCGAGCUUCCAUACGGAUCUGGCCUCGGUUCAUCAGCAGCUUUCUGUGUAGCCCUCACAGCUGCUCUUAUCGCAUCUUCUAGUUCAGACAAAACCCGUGGUGACGCUUGGUCCUCUCUCGAUGAAACCAAUCUCGAGUUGCUGAACAAAUGGGCUUUUGAAGGCGAAAAGAUCAUCCAUGGGAAACCUUCUGGGAUCGACAACACCGUCAGUGCAUACGGAAACAUGAUCAAGUUCUGCUCAGGCGAGAUAACUCGGUUACAGUCAAACAUGCCUCUGAGAAUGCUGAUCACCAACACUAAAGUCGGGCGGAACACGAAAGCUCUGGUCUCUGGUGUGUCAGAGAGAACGGUCAGACAUCCAGAUGCCAUGAACUCCGUGUUCAGUGCCGUGGAUUCUAUAAGCAAAGAGCUCGCUACGAUCAUCCAAUCUAAAGACGAGAACUCGGUUACAGAGAAAGAAGAGAGAAUUAAAGAACUCAUGGAGAUGAACCAAGGCUUGCUGCAGUCAAUGGGGGUUAGCCACAGCUCGAUCGAUACCGUGAUCCGAACCACGCUCAAGCACAAGCUUACCUCAAAACUGACCGGAGCUGGUGGUGGCGGCUGCGUCCUCACUCUAUUACCUACCCGGACGGUGGUGGACAAAGUGGUGGAGGAGCUCGAGUCCAGCGGUUUUCAGUGCUUCACGGCGUCAAUUGGUGGUAACGGAGCUCAGAUUUGCUUUUGA